Molecule: messenger RNA, 1592 nt
Organism: Cololabis saira (Pacific saury)
Lineage: Eukaryota; Metazoa; Chordata; Actinopteri; Beloniformes; Belonidae
Gene: cyp17a1
Product: steroid 17-alpha-hydroxylase/17,20 lyase
Exons: 8
Coding region: 1-1554 (517 amino acids)
Biological process (GO): progesterone metabolic process; translation; hormone biosynthetic process
Cellular component (GO): ribosome
Molecular function (GO): structural constituent of ribosome; heme binding; iron ion binding
Source: RefSeq, a predicted model, not a curated record
AUGGACAUGGCUUGGAUUUGGUGUCUGCUUGUGUUCACGGUGGCAGGUCUGGCUUUGCUGGCGUUGCACUUGAGACUCAAGCGUGCAGGUAGAUCCCAGGAGCCUCCCAAUCUCCCAUCGUUUCCUCUCAUCGGAAGUCUGCUGAGUCUGCGAAGCCCGCACCCUCCUCAUUUACUUUUCAAAGAAUUACAGAAAAAGUAUGGACAGACAUAUUCUCUGAUGAUGGGCUCCCACAGGGUGGUCAUCGUCAACCAGCACGUGCACGCCAAAGAAGUCCUGCUGAAGAGGGGGAAGGUGUUUGCAGGAAGGCCCAGAACUGUCACCACGGAUGUUCUGACCAGGAAUGGUAAGGACAUCGCAUUUGGGAAUUACAGUCCUACCUGGCGGUUCCACAGGAAGAUAGUGCAUGGAGCGCUGUGCAUGUUUGGAGAGGGCUCGGCCUCCAUUGAGAGGAUCAUCUGCGUGGAGGCCCAGUCCCUGUGCUCCGUCCUGUCUGAGGCGGCCGGCGCGGGCGUGGCCCUGGACCUGUCCCCGGAGCUGACCAGAGCCGUCACCAACGUCAUCUGCUCCCUCUGCUUCAACUCCUGCUACUGCCGGGGAGACCCCGAGUUUGAGGCCAUGCUGAGCUACAGCCAGGGCAUCGUGGACACGGUGGCCAAGGACAGUCUGGUGGACAUCUUUCCCUGGUUACAGAUUUUCCCCAAUGCUGACCUGCAUCUUCUCAAGCACUGCGUUGCAAUCAGAGACAAGCUACUACAAAAGAAAUACGACGAGCACAAGGCAGACUACAGCGACCACGUCCAGAGAGACCUGCUGGACGCCCUGCUGCGAGCCAAGCGCAGCGCGGAGAACAACAACACGGCAGAGAUAGGAGGCGAGUCUGUGGGCCUCAGUGAUGACCACCUCCUCAUGACGGUGGGGGACAUCUUUGGUGCGGGGGUUGAAACCACCACCACGGUGCUGAAAUGGGCCGUCACCUACCUCAUCCACCACCCAGAGAUACAGAGUCGUAUCCAGGAUGAGCUGGACGUGAACAUCGGAGUGGACCGGUCCCCGCAGCUCAGUGACCGGGGCGGGCUGCCGUACCUGGAGGCCACGAUCAGAGAGGUGCUGCGGAUCCGGCCCGUGUCUCCGCUGCUCAUCCCUCACGUGGCCCUCAGUGACACCAGUAUUGGGGAUUUUACAGUGAGGAAAGGCACCCGAGUCAUCAUCAACCUGUGGGCUUUGCACCACGAUGAGAAGGAAUGGGACAACCCCGACGUUUUUGACCCUGGCCGGUUCUUGAACAGCAAAGGCACCGGUCUGAGCAUCCCGUCGUCCAGCUACCUGCCGUUCGGGGUCGGGAUCAGGGUCUGCUUGGGCGAGGCCUUGGCCAAGAUGGAACUCUUCCUCUUCCUGUCAUGGAUCCUACAGCGCUUCACCCUUUCUGUCCCGCCCAACCACUCUCUUCCCAGUCUGGAGGGCAAGUUCGGCGUGGUCCUGCAGCCAGUGAAAUACACGGUGAAGGCCACGCCCAGACCCGGCUGGGAGAGGCCCCGGUCCCAGGCACGCUGACCCUGCACUCUGGUCCCCUCAGCAGCCCCGGCACACGC